UCCUCUAGACCUCUACUCUCUGUGUGUGCCCGAGCGAGCGAAGACAGGACACUCAUUAGUCUGCCGACACCCGGACGCACCAUGACCACUGGACCGCAGGGACGCAUCCUCCGCGAGGAGAACAGCCGCACGGCGCUGACGGCGAUGGCCGACGGCGCCGACGAUGACAACACGUCCGGCUCCGACUCGAGCCUCAACAGCGGCAACGGCUCGUGCAGCACGGCGCCGCAAUACUUUGCAGCGGCGCUAGCUACUCUGAGCGCCUUUUCGGCCGGCACCAUCCUAGGCUGGUCGUCGCCGGCGCUACCCAUCCUGGAGGGCGCCGACUCUCCGGUGCCUAUCGACGUCGACCAGGGCUCGUGGCUGGGUUCUCUUCUGACCCUGGGUGCGCUGAUGGGCGCGGCGCCGGCUGGCGCCGUCAGUCAGGUGGUGGGCCGACAGCGGCUGCUGGUCGCGCUGUCUCUGCCGCUGCUGGCCUCGUGGCUGAUGCUCGGCCUCAGCACGAGUGUAGCCGCUCUUUACGUCGGCCGGUUUCUCGGCGGCCUCGCCACCGGCGCCGUCAGCGUCGUCGCCCCCAUCUACUGCGCCGAAAUUGCGGAGCAGAAGUGCCGCGGCGCCCUCGGCACGCUCUUCCAGCUGCAGCUCGUCGUCGGCAUCCUGUUUGCCUACGUGGUUGGCGCCGUGGCGCCGAUCAACUGCUUCGCUUACACGUGCGCCCUUGUACCCGCCCUCUUCAUGGUCACCUUCGUUUGGAUGCCUGAAACUCCCCAAUUCUUGCUCUCAAGGGGUCGCAGAUUUGCUGCGGAACAGUCUCUGCAGUGGCUGCGCGGCGGUGACGGCUGCGACGUGCAGAAGGAGCUUUUGGUGAUGCAGAGCUCCGCGAGUGCCGCUGACGCGUCCUCAAUGAGCGGUGCCUCCUCUCUGGUGCUGGACCCUGCCACGCGGAAGGCGCUCUUUGUCUCGCUGGGCCUGAUGGCACUGCAACAGCUCUCAGGAAUCAACGCCGUUGUCUUCUACUCAGGCUCCAUCUUUGACUCGGCCGGCGGCACCCUGUCACCCAGCGUCGCCAGCAUCGUCAUCGCCACCGUCAUGGUCGCUGCCACCGCCUGCUCCGCGCUGCUCGUCGACAAAGCCGGCCGCCGGCCGCUGCUGCUGCUCUCAGCCGCCCUCAUGGCCGCCUGUCUCGCCGCUCUGGCCGUCUCCUUCUCGUACACCCCCGACCUUACAGCUGAGGAUGCUGUGCGUCCUGACUGGCUCAACUGGCUGCCAGUGCUUAGCGUCGCUGUCUACAUUGUGGCCUUCUCGAUUGGAUUUGGUCCCAUCCCGUGGAUGAUGAUGGGUGAGCUGUUCUCCGACAGCGCCAAGAGUUCUGCCAGCGCCGUGGCCGCGUCGUGCAACUGGGGCCUUGCGUUCGCCGUGACCAAGAGCUUCCAGAGCCUGGUGGACGCCCUGGGAUCGACGGGUGCGUUCGCCUUCUUCGCCGCCGUGUGCGUGGCUGCCAUCUUCUUCACGCUGUUCGUGGUGCCUGAGACCAAGGGCAAGUCUAGCGAGCAGAUUCAGCUCGAGUUGACCCGUCGAAAGCACAGCACCAUCCUCCCCGUGUGAGCGAAGGGCUCGACAGCACACAUGCACACACAACAGACGUGUGUACAGAGGAAGCAAAUAACAAUGAAUGGAAAAUAGAAAAUUAAUGACGGAAUCGGCAUUGAUAAAAUUCCUUGAUACUGUGCCAUAGGGUUGAUUAGGGCUUAUUAUUAAAAAGGAGAGUUCUGAUUUUUUGGUCAAACUCGUAAUUGAUUGCCUCUGUACAUUUUGUCUGUUGAUGGUGUCCGCACCACCACGCAAAAUACUCUUGGCUGUGUUAAAGGACGAGCUGCCCUCGGGAGUUUCGUGUCUUCUAAUUGUACGCAAAUGUGGCAAUGCGCCUUGACCGCCGCAUUCUAAGCAAUAUGUUUGCUCAAAUAUUUGUACUGCAUAGAGAGAGAGAGAGAGAUUCAUGGAUGUGUGAGCUGAGUGCAAGAAUGAAUGUAUUUUUCACUCGUUGAAUGAGAAACAUUAAGUUGCGCAUUUCAUGUAGGCUGGAGAGCUCCUAGCUAAUUAAAAUGUAAUUAAAAAGCGUCCUGUGUUGAUUUGCCAAGGCUUUGUAAAAUUUUACUUUUCAAAUAAAAGUUGUAACUGCCUGAUAUGUUUUAGGCAAAUUUGCUGGCGUUUUUGUGUAACUGUGUUAGGGUAGAAGAUAUAAAUGUGACUAUACAAAACAAAAUAUUAACAUUAAUGUUAAGUUUAUUUUCUGUUUUAAUAAAUGUGAAUAUAUAUAAAAAA
Molecule: messenger RNA, 2322 nt
Organism: Cloeon dipterum
Lineage: Eukaryota; Metazoa; Arthropoda; Insecta; Ephemeroptera; Baetidae
Product: facilitated trehalose transporter Tret1-2 homolog
Exons: 4
Coding region: 82-1605 (507 amino acids)
Biological process (GO): transmembrane transport; carbohydrate transport
Cellular component (GO): membrane
Molecular function (GO): sugar transmembrane transporter activity
Source: RefSeq, a predicted model, not a curated record